This is a messenger RNA of Nannospalax galili (Upper Galilee mountains blind mole rat), 2170 nucleotides long. RefSeq names its product BRISC and BRCA1 A complex member 1 (gene Babam1). Gene Ontology annotation, biological process: protein K63-linked deubiquitination; positive regulation of DNA repair; mitotic G2 DNA damage checkpoint signaling. Lineage: Eukaryota; Metazoa; Chordata; Mammalia; Rodentia; Spalacidae. Gene Ontology annotation, cellular component: BRISC complex; BRCA1-A complex; nuclear body. The transcript has 8 exons. The coding region runs from base 907 to 1911 and encodes 334 amino acids. The record is from RefSeq and is a predicted model, not a curated record.
UAAGCCCCACUCAGGACCGUGUCAGCCUAUCGGCUUCCACGUCCUCACCAGCCUGCUCCGAUUCAGAGCUUCCCCCGGCCUGAGGGCCACUGAACUACAUUUUCCAGAAGGCGUCGCGGCAGCGCGGCACAACUUCUGUUCUGGAAAAUGGCGGCUUCCGGAAGCCGGAGCGAUUGAGUGGCCGCGGUGUGGUGAGGGGCUGCGGUGAACCUGGUACCCCCGUCCCCGCCUGGCGCCCCAGGUCUCUGUUGUCCGAGUUCCAGUCUUCUUGCUGCAGCUCAAGGCAUAGCUGGAUCCAGGCGCUCAAGUCACUUCCGUUUUGUCAGUGGGCAGUCGCUUUCUUCAGGCAGUCGCUUCCUCUCAGGCCGAAGGAGCUUUGGGGAGAUCGAAGUGUGUCUUCCCUGCUCUGCAAGCCAGUUGAGUCUCUUUUUCCAGGUGUGGGAACCACUGACGCCGGUAUUGUGUCAGGUACCCAUUUCUGAGUCACUCCCCAUGAUCAGGCAAUUGGAGAAUGUUCAUUGGCCAGGGGAAGGAAUCAGCCUCUGCCUUGCUGGAAAAAGUGGGAAGCCAGGGCUGGGAUAGAGACAGCUCAGUGGAUAGAGCGCCGACCCUAGCAUGCACGAGGCUCUAGGCUCCGUCCCCAGGUGGAAGCAGGAGGAUCAGGAUUUCAAGGUCAUCCUCAGCUGCAUAGCAAGGUUGAGUCCAGCCUGGGCUACAAGAAGCCUGUCACAAAAAAUAAAAAAGGAAAAAACAAACAAACAAAAAAGUCCUGGGCUCAGAUCAGGCAGCAGACUCCUGAGCUCAGUACCUGGCUCAAGAUUGGUUCUUAGUAACCAGGUUUUUUUUAAGCUCUAAGGCAGUACCCUGGCAUCUGCCACCCCCUGUCCAUCCAGCCACCCAGGAGCCAUGGAGGUGGCAGAGGUCAACAGCCCCACUGAGGAGGAGGAAGAGGAGGAGGAGGAGGAGGAGGGGGAAGAGACUGCAUCCGAGCCAAGGCCUCGCACUCGCUCCAACCCUGAGGGCGCCGAGGACCGGACCCUGGGUGCACAGACCACUGUGGGCAGCCGCAGUGAGGGAGAGGGUGAGGCGGCCAGUGUGGACGACCAGUCCCCCAGUGCCCCAGGAACUGGGCCCAAGACCUGGCAGGUGCCAACCCCAGCUCCGGAGAUCCAGAUUCGCACCCCCAGGGUCAACUGUCCAGAGAAGGUGAUCAUCUGUCUGGAUCUUUCAGAGGAAAUGUCUGUGCCGAAGCUUGAGUCGUUUAAUGGAUCCAAGACGAAUGCCCUGAACGUAUCUCAGAAGAUGAUUGAGAUGUUUGUACGCACCAAGCAUAAGGUCAACAAGGGCCACGAGUUUGCACUGGUCGUGGUGAAUGACGACUCUGCCUGGCUCUCUGGCCUGACCUCUGACCCCCGGGAGCUGUGCAGCUGCCUGUAUGACCUGGAAACGGCGUCCUGCUCCACCUUCAAUCUGGAGGGCCUGUUUAGUCUCAUCCAGCAGAAGACGGAGCUGCCAGUCACAGAGAAUGUGCAGACCAUCCCACCCCCGUAUGUGGUACGCACCAUCCUUGUCUACAGCCGCCCGCCCUGCCAGCCCCAGUUCUCCCUGACUGAGUCCAUGAAGAAAAUGUUCCAGUGUCCCUACUUCUUCUUCGACAUCGUGUACAUCCACAAUGGCUCUGAGGAGAAGGAGGACGAGAUGAGCUGGAAGGACAUGUUCGCCUUCAUGGGCAGCCUGGAUGCCAAGGGCAGCAGCUACAGGUAUGAAGUGACACUGGCCGGCCCGGCACUCGAGCUGCACAACUGCAUGGCCAAGCUGCUGGCCCACCCGCUGCAGCGGCCCUGCCAGAGCCACGCGUCCUACAGCCUGCUGGGCGAUGAUGAGGACGCCGAGGGUGAGGCCACCGUGUGACCUGUUACCACCCCUUAGGAGACCCUGGGGCUAGAGUGCUGGUUUUCAAAUUGAGUUUCCUGGCAUCCCUAAGGGUUCCAGAAGGGGCAAUGAGGGCACUUAGGGAACCCUGGAAGAGAGCCAGGGGUCCCAGGAGGUCUCCCAGGAGCUCUGGGCACCCCAGUCCAUGUUUCCUGGUCCCCACCCACUCCAGGCUGUCCAUUCCCUCUUCUUGCCUGGGGUAAAAUGUCAUAAGAAUAAAAAGUCUGGGACUAUCUAA